CAAAUAUAUGCCAUCAGUCCUAGGCUAAUAGUGACAGAGCAAGGCGUGUGGCAUACUAAAAUUAAAAUCACAAAGGAAAGAUGAGCAAAAUAAUUGACAGACAAUACUUAAAAAAAAAUGCGAAUAUGAUGAAUCGCGCGUGUGAUGGUUCGAUAAAGUGGCUCCACCUUUAAACGUGUUUUCACUUUCAGUCAUAUCAAAUCCAGCUCGGUUAGUUUAUGAUCUCUUAUUGCAGUGCAGUCCCCGGCUGAUCACUGUGCGGACACAGUGGACUAUGGCAGAAGGCACCUGGAAAUCUCUAUGCCUCUCAGUGUUCGACUACAAAACUGAAAAAUAUGUCAUUGCCCAAAACAAGAAAGUGGGAGUUUUGUUCAGAUGCAUUCAGCUGGCCGUUUUGGGGUACAUUAUCGGGUGGGUUUUCAUUACAAAGAAGGGCUACCAGGAUACUGAAGACUCAAUACAGAGCUCAGUGAUGACUAAAUUGAAAGGAGUGACUUUAACCAACACUUCAGCUAAUGGACCUCGAUUGUGGGAUGCGGUCGACUAUGUUUUUCCUCCGCAGGGUGACAGUGUCUUCUUUGUCAUAACAAACCUGAUUCAAACUCCAGAUCAGAAACUUGGCCAUUGUCCUGAGAGUUCGAAGGUACCAGAUGCCAAGUGUAGAACAGACGAUGACUGCAACCCUCAAGAGGCUGUAGUAGCUGGCAAUGGAAUCAAAACAGGCCACUGCAUACAUGAAACAGGCACCUGUGAGAUAUAUGCAUGGUGUCCUAUUGAAAAACCCAGUCCUCCAAUAAAUCCCAUUUUAGGUAAAGCGGAAAACUUUACUGUGUACAUAAAGAACUCUGUGAGGUUCUCAAAAUUCUCUUUUUCCAGGUCUAAUGUCAAGGACACAGGUGUUUAUUUGAAGAAUUGUACCUAUGAUGAAAUCAAUCACCCCUACUGCCCUGUGUUCCGAUUAGGAGACAUCGUCAGCCGGGCGGGUCAUGACUUUCAGGAAAUGGCGAUUAAGGGUGGGGUGAUAGGCAUCCUUAUCGAGUGGAACUGCGACCUCGACAAAUCUUAUUCCAAAUGCAUUCCCAAGUACUCCUUCACACGGCUAGAUGACAACUCUAACAACACAUCAGGGUAUAACUUCAGAUUUGCCAAGUAUUAUAAAAACAUAUCUGGAGAAGAGUACCGAACACUGACAAAAGUAUUUGGAAUCCGAUUUGAUGUCAUGGUGAAUGGGAAGGCAGGAAAGUUUAACAUCAUCCCAACAGUAAUUAAUAUUGGCUCAGGCUUGGCAUUAUUGGGUGCUGGUGUGUUCUUCUGUGAUCUGGUGUUGCUGUACAUGAUGAAAAAGAGCACAGUCUACAGAGCAAGGAAAUUCGAAUCAGUCAAGAAGGUAAAGAAAAAUGAAACUGGAAAAGGGGAUGGAAAACAGAUCAUAGAAACCCAGAAAUUAACAGACGUCCCAGCAGAGACUUAGAAGAAGAACUCAAAGUGUGCAACGCAGACUGCUAGACCGUAUAUAAAAGAAAGCUGACCAGACCCUGGUGAUGAUCAACAAAGCGGUAGUCUGAAAAUGGAGGGAGCUCAGCAUAUCAGGCUGCAAGAUCUCUGAUUUGUAGCCAGCUGAAAGGUGCUAUGAGGAGAUAACGAUUUGGGUUUGCUGUUAUCUGUUCCAAGCUACUGCGAAACUGGACUGAAGAGUCACCUUCAAAACUAGUAAAAUAAA
Acipenser ruthenus (sterlet) is the source of this 1720-nucleotide messenger RNA. RefSeq names its product P2X purinoceptor 5-like. The transcript is spliced from 12 exons. The record is from RefSeq and is a predicted model, not a curated record. Lineage: Eukaryota; Metazoa; Chordata; Actinopteri; Acipenseriformes; Acipenseridae. Bases 275 to 1471 code for a protein of 398 amino acids. Gene Ontology annotation, cellular component: plasma membrane; nuclear inner membrane. Gene Ontology annotation, molecular function: ATP binding; extracellularly ATP-gated monoatomic cation channel activity; purinergic nucleotide receptor activity. Gene Ontology annotation, biological process: response to ATP; monoatomic cation transmembrane transport.